Scedosporium apiospermum is the source of this 1182-nucleotide messenger RNA. RefSeq lists its product as uncharacterized. The record is from RefSeq and is a predicted model, not a curated record. The transcript has 5 exons. Lineage: Eukaryota; Fungi; Ascomycota; Sordariomycetes; Microascales; Microascaceae. Bases 1 to 1182 code for a protein of 393 amino acids. Gene Ontology annotation, molecular function: oxidoreductase activity.
AUGGUUGCUGUCCACUUCAUACUGACCUUCCUAAUGGCGGCGGUGAUCCCCGCCAUCGGGCAGAGGAAGUGUUCCAAGAUUUCCCAGCGACGGGCCUGGCAUACUCUGAGUGAUAAUGAGAAACGUGACUACAUCGACGCUGAGUUGUGCUUGAUGAGCAAGGAGCCAAAAUUCGGAUUCGACGGUGCGAGGAAUAGAUUCGAAGAACUCCAAGCGGCUCACCAAGUCCAAGCUCACAUUAUCCACGGCGUCGGCGCCUUCCUUCCGUUCCAUAGACUGCUCAUGCAUGCUCAUGAAACUCUCCUCAGGACAGAGUGCGGCUACCAGGGAACCCAACCCUAUUGGGACGAAACGCGUGACGCCGGGAGUGUCAGCAGAUCCGUCAUUCUCGACCCGGAUACGGGCUUCGGAGGAAAUGGCGUCGGUGAGGAUGGAUGCAUUGCCGACGGGCCUUUUGCUGGCUAUAUCAAUAGUCUUGGGCCUGGCUAUAAGAUUACGGACCAUUGCAUCACGCGAUAUAUCAAUAACACCAGAAGUCUCCAGGCAGGCCAGCGCUAUAUCGAUAGGUGCUACGCGAGACAGACAUUUGUCGAAGCGUGGCCCUGUCUUGAGGGCUCUCCUCACAACUCUGGCCAUGGAGCCAUUAGCGGUUUGAUGAUGGACCCUAUCGCAAGUCCCGGCGAUCCAAUAUUUUACCUUCACCACACAUGGCUUGACAAAGUCUGGUGGGAAUGGCAGCUUCUGGACCCCCCUGCCCGUCUAACUGACAUCGGAGGCCGCAACACGCAAGACGGCUCAGAGGGAUUUCCGGGGUUCCCGCCCAAUGCUGGUCCUCGUAGACCGGCGCCGCGUGAUGUAUCCGGCGGCGAUGAUCCAGGAUUUAAUCUCGGCUUCCCCGGCGACGAAGAUUUGAUCGAUUGGGAUGAUGUUGACUGGGACAAUAUUGGAUUUCCUUCUCUGCCAGGAAGUGAUGGAGGAGACUUCGAGAUGCCACCCGGCCUAUUCUUGCCGCCAGACGCUAUGAGACCUCCUAAAGACGCUGAGCCGCAAGACCCCAAGGGUGACCCGGGUGAUGAGACCACACUGAAUCACGUCUUGAACAUGUUUGGCCUUAUUCCCGAAGCAACAAUCAGGGAGGUGAUGGACAUUUCCGGGGGGUUGCUCUGUUACGAGUAUGUUUAA